Messenger RNA from Drosophila nasuta, 1592 nucleotides. RefSeq lists its product as uncharacterized. The coding region runs from base 68 to 1339 and encodes 423 amino acids. The transcript is spliced from 2 exons. The record is from RefSeq and is a predicted model, not a curated record. NCBI's taxonomy places the organism in Eukaryota, Metazoa, Arthropoda, Insecta, Diptera, Drosophilidae.
UUUACUCAAAACAGUAAAUAACAGCUGAUAGUAAAAUUUGUAACUCCUUUUGUUUUAAUAUACUAAAAUGGUUGACCAACUCCAUGAUGAUGAGUGGAUAAAUAUUGUAAGGUAUCUAACCCUAAGAGAUCAAUUAUCGUUAAUGUGCACAUGCCAGUACUUUGAGAACAUUGUAAAAAAGAGCUGGCAAUGCACGGCCAAGGCAAAAGUGGACGAGGACGUUCUGCAAGUGUUCAAAAAGAAGCCGCAACGAAUGCACUGCUAUCUGCAGUUAGCCAGUAAAUCACUGAAGAAACUAAUUCUACGCGGCGCUGAACUAGAACUAUUGCUGCCAUCUUGGAAGAUCUACGACUUUCAGCAACUGCACAGCUUAGACUGCCAUGUUUGGUGUGUGCACAGUUUCGACCAGACUACAUUGCUGCUCGCUCAAAUAUUUCCCAAUGUCACCGAACUCAACAUUAAGGACAUGAGUGGUGGCCAUGGCAUCUGGAACUUUAAACGCGUGCAGGAGCUAACAUUGAAUUCCACUUCAUUGAAUGCACCAGUGCUGGAUCGCAUUUUUGCCAAGAUGCCGUUGCGUAGACUGUCGCUAUUUCCAUUCUUUAGCUCCCAGUUGGAUGACCUUUCACUUGUCCAUAGAUGCACAACAUUGAAAGAGUUUGUCAUUCAUGAUUUCAAUUUGAAGUUCGAUAUGUUGCGGAGUUUGCUAAAUUUGCCAAAUUUCUAUCGAUUAACUUUAUACACCCGAGAAUAUUACGAAAACUAUAUGCGUAAUUUGAGGGCAUUGGAACAAGAAUAUCGAGUGACAUCUCUGAUAUUUAGAGCAUGUUUCUGGUUCUUUCCCAAUGUCAGCUCGUAUAUUGUUCGCUUCAAGAAUCUUCGACGUCUGGUCAUGCUGGAUGAUGAUAUCGAUAAUUGUCAGCUAAUGCUCAUUUGCUCUCAACUGAAACAUUUGGAGUCAUUGCACUUAAUGCAGAUUAGCGAAUCCUUCUCUGCCAGCGAUUUCUGGAAUAUGGUCGACGCUUGCAAUUCUUUGAAGGAAGUCAGCAUAUCGUUCAACGAUUUGGAACCAAAUUUCUUGGAGGAAAGCAAGAAACUUAUAGAUGGAGUGUUCCUGAGUCUCAAUUCGCCUCUGACGCUUCACGUGUAUAACACUAUUUUGGACCUUGAUGUGCAGGAGACUCUCGAUGCACUGCAGCAUCCGCUGCUGGAGAUUUCGUUUGAUGAAGUGCUGAUUGAAACAUUGGCAACAGCACCUGACGCAUUUAUAGAAACCGAAUUUAUACCUAACGAAUUGUAUUCAACACAUAAGGGAGCACCUAACCAAAUUUGUAUAUAAACAACUCAGCAAAGACUGCAAAGCACACUCUCUGUGAUUAUUAUGAAUGUCGCUGGUAAAAAUCGGGUUUAUGUACAUUUUGCAUUUUUAAAAUCAGUCAAUCAAAAAAUCAUACAUUAAAAAAAAGACGACGAAAUGAUUGAGCUGCAAUGAAAUCUCUGAAAUCAAUUAUGGCAUUUAACUCCACCUAGUAUUUGUUCAAAAUAAAACAAUAGUAUUUCAUAAUCAGAAUGCUUACAAUAGAUGAAGAUAA